GGAUCGGAUAGUUUGGAUCACCAAACUGUCCCGGCAUCAAGGUGGCAUUCCAAAUCAUAAAUUUUCUCAGGCGAUGUUGAUUACUUUUUCAGACUUUACUUAUAGGCCUAUAGUUCUGGGAAUCUGUAUUUUCCGGGCUCAUGCAGCGUUUCUACCUUUGGAAAAUUUUUGCAAAGUAUUCUAGGCAUAGGAGGCCAUUGAAUUCAGAUCAAAAACACUAGUGCUUUGUUGGAUGAAGUUUCGAGCAUAUUAAUAUUUUUAUCACCGGGAGUUUUCUCAUUAACAUUUUUAUUGUGGUUUUUAUUUCAUUUGAAAUUAGUUCUUUGUAAGUGUUUCACUUUGUGGCUUACUAAUGCUUCUAAGCAUUCCUAGACCUGAGUUGUUCGUACAGUUUUCAAAGCUUGGGCAAAAGCUCUGUUUUCUUGGCUGAGCUUAUAUAUUUUCUGACUUUAGAUAUAAGGUUCAGCACAGGAUACCUCUGGGCAUCCCUGGUUUUUAAAACAUUUGGUAAUCCUCCACAUCGAGCUGUUGCGUGGCUGAACUUUGCUCAGAUAUUGCUUCCAAGUAGUAAAUCUCCAAAUUCCGAUGGCCUGACUUUGUAUUGCUAAAUAGGUUUUUUUUUUUUAUGAAAGUUGGAGUGCUGUUUAAUUUGAUAUAGGUUUAAUUAAAUAUUUUAUUUUCUAAGCUCAAGUUGGUGGUCGCCACCAUUUUUGGGAGAUAGACUCAACUGAUUUUUCUCUGAAGGCAUUCCAAUCAAUUUUCACUCCAUGACUAGUUGGGAGCAUAUCUUGGGUUCCUUGUCUUGUUUGCUUCGAUGCUUUAUCGCAGUAUAUUUUUCUCACGCAUAAACAUAAAAAAAUGCUUUUAAUCUUGCAACCUGACUUAAAGCAUGCUUCUUCAUAAGCAUCAUCAACUUUUCACACAAAAUUUAACAACUGUUUAAUGUCAUAUGGUGCCAAAGGGGCAAGCAAAAAAAUAAAAUUAGGCUUGGGGAAUUGUGGAUAAUCUUUACAACUACCAACCAACUGCUCUAUCAUGUCAUGUUACUUGAUUGUGAAAAAAGUUUGCAAAGGCUGAUUUUCUUAGAUUCCAGAGAGAGUUGUAAAAAUCACUUGUCUGCUGCUUUUAGGACAGAUCAUCAUGAAAAAUCAUGACUGGAACUAACAACACUUUAAAACUCUAACAAGUUCUAAAGUAAUUUCGAAAGUUUCAAUUUUUCCUGAUUAAUUUACAGUUAGUAAAUCAGCCUAAGAUGAAGUAAAUAUGAUAACUGACUCAAAGAGGCGUAAACUAGGUGGUGCAAUAAUAAAUUUAUGCAGGAGAGAAAGGAAAGGCCUAUAUAAGCCUAAUUCAAUCACAUCAAGAUCAGUCUCGAUUUGGUUCUGACAAUCCAAGCUUGAAGGAAAAAUGAAAUUAUUCGUUGUUCUUGCUGCCUGCAUGGCUGUCGCUUCUGCUUUCUACGGUGGAGAAGAACGUCACGAGCACGUCGACUAUUAUGCUCCUCCUCAUUACAGCUACGAGUACAAAGUUGAGGACAAGCACACGGGCGAUUACAAGAGCCAACACGAAACCAGGGAAGGAGACAAAGUCAAGGGAUUCUACAUGCUGAAAGACCCCGACGGUACUGUCAGGGAAGUCCAUUACACCGCUGACAAACACAACGGUUUCAAUGCCGAAGUCAAGAGAGUCGGACACGCCGUCCACCACUACCCCCUGUACCAUCAUUAAAAUGAUUUUCUGUAUAAACCGGUUGCAAUAAAACUGUUACGUCAAAAUUUACUCUCUUUUUUAAAAUAAAAAAUCACUUAAUCUAGUCUGAUUGUUCUUCAGUUUGAAAAAGUACAACCUACACCUUGUUAGUAUUGAGUAUCCCCGUGGCUAGAUGUGACACAAAGCAAAAAAAACCUAUUUGGAAAAAUGACUUCCUUGCAUACGCUCUUUUCCAGGGAUAUUAAGGUUUUUAGAAAAAAAUUUAAUAAAAUAAAAGGGAAUU
Messenger RNA from Cimex lectularius (bed bug), 1993 nucleotides. Its product is annotated as adult-specific cuticular protein ACP-20-like. The transcript is spliced from 2 exons. Gene Ontology annotation, cellular component: extracellular matrix. The record is from RefSeq and is a predicted model, not a curated record. The coding region runs from base 1408 to 1728 and encodes 106 amino acids. NCBI's taxonomy places the organism in Eukaryota, Metazoa, Arthropoda, Insecta, Hemiptera, Cimicidae.